GAAAACGCUGGUGAAUAAACAACAUUGUUUGAGGACGGAGUUAUUUCAGUUUUCGUUUUGUGUUGAUCUUCCACUGGGAAGGCUUUUCUUUAACAUGGACUUCGACGGAUACGACAGCAUCCAACUGCUCAGCAUAAGCGAGAUAAUCGAGAACUACUACCAGAUGCUGAAGAAGGCGAUGGAGGCGACCGCAUUGCAAAUCAGCGGCGUAAGUGUCCUUUUAACUCAUGUCCAUAGGGUGACAGCCUCCUUCCUCGUGGUACAUUCUUUUUCUUCACAGAAGAAUGCUUUCGACGGAAGUUUGCCAGAGGAUGUUGCGAAGGAUUUGGUGCAGUUUUGCGAGAAGAAUCACAUGUCGCCCUUUUCACAAGCUCUGGCGGAACUACUAAUGUACCUAGAAUGGCACAACGAAAAGAAAACUCCAGAAAUUGAAGAAAGUGCUGUGUACAAUGCUCUUUUGCGACUGGAAAAAGCGAUUGUGAGUAAUACAUCUUCAUGGGAGCUGUACGGGCAAGGUUACGAUGGACCAGAUAUAACUUUGACACAUUUUGAGAUGAAUAUGAUAGAACAGAACUUCUCCUUGUACAUAAUGGAUCUUUUGAAUGAAAAUAGCCAAGAAGUACUCUUUUUCCCUCUGUCAGGUUUGGACAAUUCUGAUGUGCUGGUUAAAUGGAGGAUUUUUGAAAAAAUCGCAGGAAUCAAAAUUUCUCCAGCAGAGACAAUCUACAAGCAGAAACUAAAAGAAUGCAUCAGAAACCGAAUCAAGGUGGAAGUGAGCAUGUGGUUCGAAAAAGAAUUUCAGAAGCUUAAACUGGCUGGAAAGUGUACGAUUCUCAAAGAUAUCGAUAGUUUUACAAAAAGUGUAGCCGAUCUGACGUCACACGUCGCAAUGGCAAUCGACGUCAUCGCUUCGGAAGGUGUGCUGUUUGAAGAAGCUGGUUGCCGGUAUUUCGAUAUCUUGUCAGAAACCAUAGACGAGAAGCUUUACCCAUUGUGCCAACUAAUAAUGGAAUUCAUGGAUGCUUACCAGACGAGUCAUAAGAGCUUCCAUGUUAAUAUCCGAGACAGCUGUGCUUUAUCUCACGCCCUUUAUCUUCAGCUCAAAAAGUUAGUUCAUCUCCUCACGUCUUCUGAGAAGAGAUUGUCAUUACAGUCAUACAACAGCCUGUUUUCGGAGGUAUUCAUGCACUUGCUUCAAGUGUUAAAAUCUGAGUGUCAUCAUCGUAUCAAAAGAGCAGUUGAAUGUGAAUUGAAGGACACGAUUCAUUCGGAAGAAAAGAUUUACAGCUCUUCCGUUAUUGUCCUCAAUUGUUUCUGCACGAUAAUCGACGAAUGGAAGCAUAUGGAAAUUGACGACGAGGAGCUGCAAAUCGCUUUUCUGGUUAAACUUACCGAUAUCGUAUGCGAUGGUGCGAAAAUAUGUGCAGAAGCGCUGGAGAACAGGCAGCAAAAAAAUUUACAGAUGAAAGAUUUAGACUAUACGAAGAAAGCCUGCAUAAUUGCGAACAGUAUCGAGCAUAUACGUCAAUACCUCAUCGAUCUGCCGGAGUUGAUGCAAUGGUCUGUCUCCACGAACGUCUUAAAAGGAGACAUUACCAAUGCUUCCUUGAAAGAACAAGUACUGAGGAUACUAAAUCUCAUUCAUCAAUCCAUGAACACUCAUCUCCAGAACAUAGCUUUUAAGCUACUGAACUUAGCCGUCACAAGCAUCCAAAUGCAACUUGAGAAACCGUUGUAUUCCUGGCUGCAAUCACAAAAUCCUCAUCAGAGCUUUGAUAAAUUCAUGAACUUUUUGAAUUGCAAUUUGGAAUUAUUAAACGACUUUUUAAAACCAGAAUUAUUUGCUGAUUUUUCAUCUUAUUUAUGGACGUCAAUCAUUACAUCUAUUCAAAGUGGAUUUCAAGAAGGGUUUCCCCCUGAAUACGCAAAAGCUAUUAAAGUGAACACUGAAACUUUAAAGGAUUUUUUCUCAUACAUUAACAUGACUCAAUCAAAUUUGCAUGAACCGCUGCUGGAACAACUCAUGGAUUUGGUAGAAAUUAACUCCAAGUCCACUGUUGAGUUACAGCUGGAAUAUUAUUCACAGAUAGCUGCAACUGUGAUUUCUCCAGUUGAAUACUUGGGGCAUAUUGCAUUUCAAGCUGGUUAUAAAACAAUAGCACCUGACAUUGUAGAUCUGUAUAUAAAUGUACAAAAAGGACAAAGACUUCCAGCUCGAAAACUUGAAAUGUCUGAACUCUACGUGAAAGUCGAUUUAUGUCCGAGUGCUUUUUUCCCCAAUCAAGUGCCUUUCAAAACACCUCCUGUGACGGAAGACUUAGACAAUCCCGUUUUCAACGGAUUUUUUCAAUUUUCCAAGCUUCCUGCAAGUGUUCUCAGCGUUAAAGGUGCUGUUAUUCAAGUUCUGGUACUAAACCAAGAUCACUCAUACAGUGCCGAAGCGGUGCUACUUCUAAACCAAGUGCAAAAUAUGAGUGGACUUUCUUCCUUAGAAUUUCUUCCUGUAUAUCUUAUGCCGUUGAAAAAGUUUGACAUGAGCCACACGUGUUAUCAGGUUAUAGAAAGCAGAAGUCGAUGGGACAAAACUGCGAAGACCUUUAUCAAUAAAAGAGCUAAGCCAUCCAAAGGACAGAAAAUGCUUCUUCCAUGCAUAUCCAGGAGAAGAAUAAUGUGCAACUCCUCAAACUACGACUGAAAGUGCGUGAUCUCAUCGUCUCAAAGAAGAAAUUUAGCUCUUGAUCCCCCC
This is a messenger RNA of Uloborus diversus, 2746 nucleotides long. RefSeq lists its product as uncharacterized. The transcript is spliced from 19 exons. The coding region runs from base 95 to 2695 and encodes 866 amino acids. NCBI's taxonomy places the organism in Eukaryota, Metazoa, Arthropoda, Arachnida, Araneae, Uloboridae. The record is from RefSeq and is a predicted model, not a curated record.